AUAGGACAAAUAAAUAAAUAUUGAGUCCAGCAGGGACCGCGGCUUCCCGUUAUCGCUGCGUUUCAUCUUCCUUGUUCAGUAAUUGUCCGAAACUGGACAUAGCCACAGGGUGAAUGAAAAGUAAGGCGAGCGUUUUUUAGAGAUGAGGAGAACAACGCAAGCAGUUUGAAGGUUUGGGUGACUGCACAUCCAGCGGGGUUUGUCGGGAAGAUUAAUCCUUGAUCUGGAGGAGGAGAGAAGGACGACUGUUCGAGCAGAGCAUCAUUCGUUAACAGCCUCCUCCAAUACAGAGUGGAAAUAACGAGGAAUAUCUUUUAGGACUUCAUAAAAUUAGUCUGUUAUAACAUUCAAGCUCUUCGUUUUCUCUUUUUAAUAACUGUUUGCGGUUGAAAUACUCGUUACGCAUCUCUUGUAUGAUCCCGCAUCCCCACGAGGGGAAUACACAGCGCAGGCGUUGACCUGAAAUUUAUAUUAUAGUAAACACGGAGUCUCGCUCUGUAUGUUUUAGUAUUUCCUUAGGUAUGUCCGUUGCUCAUCAUCCAUGGUAAAGACUUCAUCUAAGCUUGGUUUUGAUAACAAUAACAUAAUAUUAAUAUCGCAAAUUGUGGUCGAGAGUCCAUUUUAAAGGGCCUCAUCCUUUGGACGCUUUGGAGCUACUCGACGCGUCUCUUUAUACGGGAAUAAGGGCGUUUAAUUCCGCAAGAGAAGAAAGAUGUCGGGCCAGACUUUGACGGACCGCAUCGCCGCGGCGCAGUACAGCCUCACGGGAUCCGAGGUGGCUCGUGCGGUGUGUAAAGCGACCACGCACGAGGUGAUGGGACCUAAAAAGAAACAUCUCGAAUAUUUGAUCCAGGCAACGCAGGAGUCCAAUGUCAAUAUUCCCCAGAUGGCUGAUACCCUGUUUGAGAGAGCAGGGAAUGCUAGCUGGAUUGUGGUCUUCAAGGCUUUGGUCACCACUCACCACCUGAUGGUCCAUGGCAAUGAGAGGUUCAUCCAAUACCUGGCCUCCAGGAACACCCUAUUCAAUCUUAGUAAUUUUUUGGACAAAACUGGCUCUCAUGGUUACGACAUGUCAACGUUUAUCAGACGCUACAGUAGGUAUCUGAACGAGAAGGCGUUUGCCUACAGACAGAUGGCUUUCGACUUUGGCCGAGUGAAGAAAGGUGCUGAUGGUGUGAUGAGAACAAUGUCUACAGACAAGCUUUUGAAAGGCAUGCCCACGCUGCAGAGUCAGAUCGAUGCUCUGCUGGAGUUUGACGUUCAUCCAAAAGAUCUUGUAAACGGGGUGAUCAAUGCUGCCUUUCUGUUGCUCUUCAAGGAUCUGAUCAAGUUGUAUGCCUGCUAUAAUGAUGGCAUCAUUAAUCUUUUAGAGAAAUUUUUCCAGAUGAAGAAAGGACAAUGCAAAGACGCAUUGGAAAUCUAUAAAAGAUUCUUGACACGAAUGACCAGAGUCUCCGAGUUCCUCAAAAUUGCUGAGCAAGUGGGAAUUGACAAAAACGAUAUUCCUGAACUUACGCAGGCCCCUGAGAGUCUUCUGGAAUCUCUGGAGACACAUCUCAACACGCUUGAGGGGAAGAAAGUUGAUGAGUCACCUACUAAGAAAGGAUCUCCAACAAGUAAUGGAACGCCUGCUGGUACCCCUGCCAAAACCGCAGAGCCCACUUCUGCAGCAGCCGCGGUAACUGAGACCGUUGCAGCAGAGCCUGCAAAAGCAGCACCAGCUACAACCACCAUCAAUAGCGGCUUUAAUGAUCUUGUGGAUUUUGAUCUGUUGGCUCCAACUGCAGGGGCAUCAGCGGCUCCCACAGCAUCAUGGGGAGAUCUGCUUGGUGAGGACUCUCUGGCUGCUCCUGCCACUGCUGCCGCUAGCUCUGAAGCACCCCUCUCUGAGGCUGACUCUGCCUCCACAGUUCCCUCUGCCGCAGCCUCUGCUACCGAACCAGCAGCUGCUGCCUCGCUGCCAGUGCCUGCCCCCGCUGCCACCGUCUCAGACAUGGAUCUGUUUGGAGACGCAUUUGCGCCCUCCCCAGGUGAUGGUCCGAGCGAGGGUGUGGCCCCAGCAGCUGCUACCGAUGCAUGUGCCGGAUCUGACCCCUGGGCCACAUCCGAGGGGAGCUCAAGCAUUGCCCCAGAGCUGGACCUCUUUGCCAUGAAGCCAGUAGAGAGUGUCGCUGCCGCAGCGUCCCCUACCAGCGCCGAGCCGAGCAUCUCGCCAACAGCGGCCCCUGCUGUCCCUUCUCCUCCCACCGCUACUGCCACCACCACCGCAUCUGCUACAACUGAACCUGUGGCCCCGCCAACACUAGACCUUUUUAGUGAUAUGUUUGAUUCUAUGCCUGAGCAAAGCUCCUCCACAGAGCCCAAAGCAACCACUCCUAGCGUAGACCUAUUUGGUGCAGAUCUUCCUGCUGUCUCGCGUGGGCCCUCACCUUUGCCUGAGGCCAGUGUGACUGGUGAUCUCUUGUCUGACUCAUUUGUUGCUCCAGCUGUUGCUCCAGUGGCUCCUACACCUGCUGCUCCAGCUGCUCCUGUCUCCCCUCCUAAAGCCGAGCCUGUACCCGUGCUGGACCUGCUUGACACAUUUGGCGACACUACUGGAGAGUCCCAGUCCAUUGCUCCCGGAGCACCAUCCGGUGACCUGCUUGGAGGGUUGAUUUCACCGGUCACCCCCACGGUCACACCAACCCCAGCAGCAGUGCCAGCCUCAGCCCCAGCUGACCUGCUGGAGUCGGGUUUUGAUGCCUUUGGCACUUCGCCGGUGUCUGUCACACCAGCGGCUGCUGACAGCGCCCCUGCCACCGUAGCGCCCUCUGGUGGCUUUGAUACGUCAGUGUUUGACGGAUUAGGAGACCUUCUGAUGCCAGCCAUAACACCUCAGAGCACAGGCGGGACCCCUAUGUCUGCAACAAGCAUGCCGUUGGCACCUGGAAUUGUGCCCACUGUUGGGCCGACAAUGGCUCCGGCCAUGGUCCCUGCAAUGGCACCGACAAUGGCACCCGUACCAGCUGCCCAACCAAUCAAACCUAUUGGAGGAGACUUGGACACUUCACUCGCCAAUCUGGUCGGAAACUUGGGAGUGGGAAGCCAAAAGAAGGACAACCAGUGGAAUGAGAAGAAGCUGACAGGAGGAGCUAACUGGACCCCUCAGGUCGCCCCUUCUAGCUGGGGCACACCUGGUGCUCAGAUGUCUGGCUCCGCCCCUGGAGCCCCAGGAGCUGCCGCCCCACCUGGAGCAAUGGCACCACCCAUGGGAGCACAGCCUGGCUUUGGCAUGCCCCCAGCAGCAGGAGGUCCCAUAAUGCCCCAGCCCAUGAUGAUGGGUCAGCCCAUGAUGAGACCACCAUUUACAGGGCCAGCAGCAACAGGAACACCCGGAGCACCAUUGUCUCCAGGACCAGCUGCUCAGAGCCCUAAAAAACCUCCCACCAAGGACCCACUUGCAGAUCUCAACAUCAAGGACUUCUUAUAACUUUCCAGUAUUUGUUUUCUCAAAGACUGAGCUCCAGUGAGACAGGUCAGCUGUCUGUUUACACCUCCAGACGCCAGAGGAGCCUGCAGCUAGAUAUCCACUGACCCCGCCCCUCCAGCCCAAACCCCGCCCACUCUGCCCCACCUAAGCAUUCCUGUGUCAUGUUGUAGCACAAACUGUGAAGUGAAUCGUAGAGAAAACAAGCAGAAAAAUGAAGAUGUGCUUAUUUCGAUGUUAUCCUUUGUUUUGAACGAAACCGAAUAAAAUGAUUAAAAAAAAAAAAACACACACACACAAAUGAAAAUGAAAUAUUAAAAAAGAUUCUUAUGUAUGUCAACUUUUUCCAGUGUUUAAGUCCGAAAUGAAUGAUGUGUGUGUGUUGAUCCCACUUUAAUUCUGGUUCCUCUGGGACUUCCCUUUUGGGGUCAGAGGUCCUAAACAGGUUGUUCAAGCGCUUUCUGUUGUAUGUUAGUUUUGGAGCAGUGUGUAUCAUUUGCAGAAAGUACUGUGUAUAUUAUCCUCAUUGAUGAAAAGGUCUCUCCUCUGCUCAAAUUUUUAUCUGUGGAUAACUUAUUGAUGUGAACCUGGUAAUCGGAUUAUAAGAAAUGCUAUUGUCAUCUCCCAUCAUCAACUGACUUAUUUGUUUACAAAUAUAAAUAUAUGAAAUAUAAAUAUAUAUGAGUUAUGUAUAAAUGAAUAACAUAUCUAGGCUCCUCUAUAACCUCUUGGUGAUUACAUGUAACUUUUGUAUUUUAACUCAUAUUAUUUUUCAUAUAUAUAUUUUUUUGAAUCUUUAGUUUGAGUUGUUUUAAUUGUCAAUGCGUUGUCAGUUCACUGUUUACAUGGAUAUCCCAAGAACCUUGAGGUUAACCUUUAUGGAUAUCCUCAGCAAAUUUGGACUUUAAUUCCACUUAAUCUCAGUGCUACAAAUCUCAGAUGAUCUCUGAGAAAGGCCUUUUGCAGUAUCUUAAAAUAAAUAUGUACAGCAAAUUGUUCAACUGGUGAUGUUUCCAAAAAAAAAAAAAAAAAAGCCCCCAAGAUUUCACAGUUGUAUAGUCAGUGGAAUGCUGUGUUUGAGUCUCAUAGUUACUUGUGCUUGUAUGAAAUCCAAACUGAAGCUGGUACAUGUAGUGUUAUUUUGUAUAAUUGUAAAAGAACCCGUUCACAUGUUUGGUUCUCAGUCUUACCCUCUCAUACUACAUUAUGAACCCUGACCCUUGUUUGUUAUACGUAACGGUUAAUUCAUACUCCCUCUGUUGGUGCGUGGUGGUACUGUAGUUUGCACAGCAAAAUGAAGUGAGGAGGAGAUAUAAGAAAAUAACUGAUUUCAUAGAUAAUAGGGCGUAGGUUAACUAGCAGUGAUAGACUCUUAGAUCUUUGUCAAAGCUUUCAGGAGGUCACUGUUAAACAGUGUUACAGAAAGGUCAGACUGACAGCCCUGAAUCGACGAGCCUCUGUAACUCACUUUCUGUUAGAUCUCUCAUGGAAAUGACUAAGGCAGAUCUUCGGAUCUCUCUUUUGCAAUUCUCUGUUCCCUUGAAAGAAAUUUUAUUUUGAUUUAUUGAUUCAUAUUUGACACCCCUACAUAGUGCAUGUAAGCCCUUUGAGAUGCAAUAAACACUGAUGGGAAGAAUUGCC
Messenger RNA from Ctenopharyngodon idella (grass carp), 5107 nucleotides. RefSeq names its product synaptosome associated protein 91a (gene snap91a). Bases 713 to 3469 code for a protein of 918 amino acids. The record is from RefSeq and is a predicted model, not a curated record. NCBI's taxonomy places the organism in Eukaryota, Metazoa, Chordata, Actinopteri, Cypriniformes, Xenocyprididae. The transcript is spliced from 29 exons. Gene Ontology annotation, cellular component: clathrin-coated pit; synaptic vesicle; clathrin-coated vesicle. Gene Ontology annotation, biological process: clathrin-dependent endocytosis; synaptic vesicle budding from presynaptic endocytic zone membrane; clathrin coat assembly. Gene Ontology annotation, molecular function: phosphatidylinositol-4,5-bisphosphate binding; SNARE binding; 1-phosphatidylinositol binding.